AUGUUCAUCAUAUUAACCCUUGUCGCCUCCGCGCUCCUCUUGUUGACUACCUCUGUAGUCGCUCAAGGUGUCGGUCCCGACUUCACACCCGGUCGCUGUUCCUUCGACGCAGUCGUCACUCAGGAUUGCUGGGACGACCACGCCAACACUUACGUCGAUCUCUCACCCGUUUAUGAUGGCGCUGGCAACCAGUUUAUGGAGCAAACCGACUUCAUUGACUUGACCGAUGGUGAGACGCUCACGGGCGUGGUUGCUGGAAAGAAACUGAAGAUUGGAUAUGAGAGGGACAGCAUCGGAUUCAUCUACGGCGACGCUGAAUGGCCUAACCAGAAUGGAGACAGCGAGUUCAACUGCACCACUAAGCCGUGGGAUAACCUGCCGCUGGAUUGCAACAAUAGUGACCGCAAUCAUCGAUCUCAAGCCCUGACCUGCGAAUUCGACUGCACAAAGCCCGAGUCAGACUUCACCGUGAAGCGCGCGCGCUCCGAGGCGCUCCCCGAUAUGCUUUCGAUGCCACCCAGUCCAGCCGCUACCAACUCGACCUCUGCGAACUACGCCCCAGGAUUCUGCUCCUUCAAACUGCAACUAUUCCAGCAGUGUCUUCACACGCCCGCUGAAGGUUGGCACAACCAGAUGCUCGGCAUGCUCUACACUGUUGAAGACAACAACCGCAAAUCCGUUGUCACGUACCCCGAGGGGACUGGCCGUAUCGACAAACAUGCUGUGAGGCUGUUGGGCAUGGGCGGCCUGAUCGUAGUUUACAGUCCGGAGGAUAGGCAGAUGUACUUUGCGUUUGAGCCGAAGGGUGGCUACUGGAGCACUCUGACCACCAACACCCCAGAUGCGAUGGGCAUGUGCUCCUGGAACCCGUGGACGCGCGCCGAGACUGGCUGUGAUGAGAACCACCAGAACGAUCACCCAAGGCUUUCGGACAUGACCUGUGGGUUCUGGUGCUAG
This is a messenger RNA of Alternaria triticimaculans, 957 nucleotides long. RefSeq lists its product as uncharacterized. The coding region runs from base 1 to 957 and encodes 318 amino acids. NCBI's taxonomy places the organism in Eukaryota, Fungi, Ascomycota, Dothideomycetes, Pleosporales, Pleosporaceae. The record is from RefSeq and is a predicted model, not a curated record. The transcript has 4 exons.